This is a messenger RNA of Pseudopodoces humilis (Tibetan ground-tit), 247 nucleotides long. The record is from RefSeq and is a predicted model, not a curated record. NCBI's taxonomy places the organism in Eukaryota, Metazoa, Chordata, Aves, Passeriformes, Paridae.
UCGCAGUCGGUGCGGAAGGCGCUGGGCAUCACGCGGCACAUCCUGGGCACGCUGGCGGGCGGCGCGGCCGACUGCAGCUUCUGGCAGCGGCUGGUGGCCCGGCAGAGCCGCGUGCAGGAGCUGCGGAACAAGGAGCCCGUGUCGGUGGCCGCCGCCUCCAAGCUGCUAGCCAACCUGGUGUACCAGUACAAGGGCACGGGGCUGAGCCUGGGGACCAUGGUGUGCGGCUGGGACAAGCGCGGGCCAG